Lotus japonicus is the source of this 977-nucleotide messenger RNA. RefSeq lists its product as uncharacterized. The coding region runs from base 165 to 668 and encodes 167 amino acids. The record is from RefSeq and is a predicted model, not a curated record. NCBI's taxonomy places the organism in Eukaryota, Viridiplantae, Streptophyta, Magnoliopsida, Fabales, Fabaceae. The transcript has 6 exons.
AGUAAUUUGGAAGGUGUGAGUAGAAGGUCAAAGGAAGGAAAAAGGAAAGGACGGUUCGCGGUCUGUUCUGUUCUCUCUCGUCUGUGUGUAGCUGUGUAGCACAAACUCAACUCUCUCUCGAUCACAAAUCUUCACUCACUCGUCAGACUCUUAGAGAGGGGGAGAUGCUUGAAAACCUUCACCCUGCUCCACCAUCGGAAUCGGUCAAGCGAUAUGCUCCUCCCAAUCAGAGGAAUCGUUCUACCAACAGGCGCAAAUCAUCUGAUCGUCUCGAUCGGACAAAUAGUAUUGGGAAUGAUUUAGAAAAGAACCAAUUUGCUUCUUCAAGAAAUGUUCAAGUUCAAGAUCGCAUAGAUGCUGUGAGCAGUAAUCUUGUUAAUGAGAAUCCUUAUUCAAGAUUCGUAGCUUUAGAUGGAUGUAGUUGCAGUGCAGCUUCUCAGCUUCUUAAUGAUCGUUGGACAGCUGCAAUACAGUCCUACAAUAACUCCAAAGAUUCACCUGAAAAGCCAGUUAUGUAUUCGGGUGGGACAUCAGUGUGGACUCAUUUCAGACUCCCUCAUCAGAUUAUGUCCCCAGCUGCAAGUGCACCCCCUUCUGUGUCACAGCUAGACUUCCUGGGAGAACUUAAUCGCCAAAUGCAAAGUGUUAAUCCUAGUUUCAGCACAUAAUGGCUGACAUGACAUGGAUUACUUAAUAAAGUUAUUGUCUGAAUCUGGAUUUGCUGAGAGCUUUAAGAACACUAAGAUGCUCAGCUACCUGUUGUUUGUGACUUUAUGAUGUUAUAUCAAACUCGUAGUAUAUGUAACUUAAAAUCGGAGUUCGAGACCGCGCUUGUGCUCUGUAUGUGCCUGGGUUGUCAUUUACUCGGGAUUCAUCUUUAUAGAUUUACUGUGCCCGACAGUCUUAGUUUUCAUAGUUUAGAGGCAUGGUGUGACUUUUGUUUGUCUUGUUGUAGUUCAAGUUUGUAGAUUUUCUCA